AUGUCUUCACAUUCAUUCCCCACGCUUGGAGAACCGAAAUAUGAACCCUCCGCUUUUAACCCAUCCUUACCACUUUCAAAAGGCCCCAAUGACAUCAACAAACGCAGAAUUCUGCUAGUCUACAUCCACGGUUUCAUGGGCUCUGAAGCCAGUUUUUAUAAAUUUCCAGCACAUGUCCAUGAGUCAUUGAUGAAUGUUCUUGGGGAAUCGCACAUUAUAUACACCCGAAUUUAUCCCCGAUACAAAUGUCGCGGCGAGAUGAAGUCUGCCAUUGACCAACUGAGCACUUGGCUGUCGCCUCAUGAAGCCUCCGAUCUUGAUAUCAUUCUGCUCGGGCACUCGAUUGGCGGUGCUCUCGCUGCCGGAUUAGCACUACUACAAGAUACCGCCCAACCGUCCAGAUACCUCAAACAUCGCAUCAUGGGCCUGGUCAAUUUCGAUGUACCAUUCCUAGGACUACAUCCAUAUGUGAUCCCAUGUGGUAUUCGGAGCUUGUUCCGAAGGAAAAACAACACAAUUGAAAAUAUACCGAAAGCCAGCCAAGGACUAGAGGAGAUGGAUGUGGCAUACCUUCCCAUCGUGACCAAUCCCAACUUCGACCCUGCAUUCAGUAAUGACGUGCGGCUAAUAGAGCGCGGAAGUUUGCACGGUGUGAUGCACUUCCUUCGCAAGAACAUGCGCCACCUACCAAGCUCGAUAUUUGACAGUGUUAUGUCAUAUUACAAUUUCCCGGGCUACUUGAAUAGACUACCCCAUCUGCGUGGCCGGUAUAAGGACUUGAUGCAGUUGGAAGCUGGUGAAUUUGCGGCGAAUCGAGUGCGGUUUGUGAACUAUUACACAGAAAGUACUGGUCACGCGAAGACAAAAGAGAAAACAGACACUCCACAUGAAAAUGUAUACCAAAUUGACAACCGCAGCACUCUAUACGCUGGGUCAUCACUGGACAGUCGGAGUGACCUCGAUGAGUUAAGGCAACAGGUGUCACAGUCAAAAAGUUCAACUCUAACAACAACUCUGAUUGAGUGGCAACUAUCCGGUUUCUCUCCGGCUACCAGCUUUGAUUCCUCUACAAAGCACAAUAUUUCUGAAAUAUUCUCCAAUAAUUCUUUGCCCCCUUCAUCCAAUCAUAAGUCCAAAGCUCAGACCAAGUUUGAUGAGAAAAGGACUCGCACUUUUGUUUUGAAGCCAUCUCAUCACUGGAAAAAUGGUGAUGAUUCCCUCUGGAUACCCGUACGGAUGAAAGACAUGGACGAGGUUGAAGCACAUCAGUCCAUGUUUCUUCCACAAACUGAGAUAUACGAUCAGCUAGUUGGGGAUACCGUGACCAAAAUUGAACAGUGGGUGCAGGACGAAAUGAGCGAGCACAAGACCCAACAAGAGACCCGAUAA
Penicillium soppii is the source of this 1389-nucleotide messenger RNA. RefSeq lists its product as uncharacterized. NCBI's taxonomy places the organism in Eukaryota, Fungi, Ascomycota, Eurotiomycetes, Eurotiales, Aspergillaceae. Bases 1 to 1389 code for a protein of 462 amino acids. The record is from RefSeq and is a predicted model, not a curated record. The transcript is spliced from 2 exons.